GUUAUAUCUUUUUUUAAUGUUUUAGGUCUUUCGUAUUGCGGUUUGGCAUUACGACAUGUAUCAGUUGAUUUCAAAUUAUAUAAUUUUAUUCUUGGUUGUGUUUUAUACGACGUUGAAUCACAAUCAGCUUCUAACAUUCAUAUGUUUGUUGAUGAACAAUUGUCAUUAUAUGGAUUUGGAAAAAUUUGUACACAUGUUCGUCGAACACAUCGACAAAUCAAGUUAAAAAGAAAAUUACAAUUAUAUUCUACUCGUUUUAAUAGAGCAUUCUAUAUGUUGAACGUAUUUGAUAAAGUUUAUGUUGAUGUGGGUGGUGUUAUAAAUAACAAUUACAUGGAUUAUUUGAGUCGUAUUGAUAAAAAUCUUUUAGAAGAAUUAUGUGGUUUUCUUGUUGUUUUUGAUCAAGCUAUAGAUCAAUUGAGUGAAGAAGAACAACCAACAAUACAUAAAGUACUUCCUAUUCGUCAAUUAUUAUUAAAUCAUUGUGAAAUUAAUUCUCAAGAUAGUUCAAGUUUACAUGAAUUGAAAAUUUUUCUCAGUGAACGUAUAAAGUCUGCAUGGAUUCUUCAAAAUCAGCACUUUAUCUCAACGUUACUCCAUCCUUCAUUAAAACAUUUCCACAAAGCACCAAAUGGUAAAUAUAAAGCACUUGAUUUAGUCAAACAAGAAAUCUUAAAACGUACAUUAGCAUCACCAAUUUAUGAUAAUACUACUUCAGAAUUAGCAACAACCACUGAUUCAAUUACAUUUGAUACAACAACACCUUCUAAUUCAAAUAACUUGUUGGCUCGUUGCUUCGAUCAACCAAAACCACCAUCUAGCUCAACUUCAACACCGUUUGAUGAAUUAGAUAGUUACAUGGCAUUAGAUCAACAAAUCAAUGAAAAUGAUGAUGUACUUUUAUUUUGGAAAGAAAAUGCAAAAUCAUUUCCCAUAUUAUCAUUAAUCGUACGUGAUCUUUAUGCAAUACCCGCUUCGAACACAAUAGUGGAAAGAUUAUUUUCAUCAUCAGAAAAUACCGUAACUGAUCAACGAACUAGUUUGGCAGCAAACAAAUUGAACAAACUGUUAUUUCUUCAAAAAAAUCUUUUUAUAUUAAAACAAAUAGAGAAAGAUAAAUUUCGGAAAAAUCCCGAACAAUCAAAAAGAAGAUUUUCAAUGUCUAAUGAUCAACUAGUUAUACUUGAUGAAGAUACAACUAAUUUAAUUCCUUCAUCAACAGCAAAAAAAACAAAAACAAAUGAUGAUUUUGAUUCAUCUUCAGAUAAUAUUGUAACAAUAGACAGUAGUAAAGAACCAGAUAAUACUUUGUUUGGAUUUUAG
Molecule: messenger RNA, 1323 nt
Organism: Didymodactylos carnosus
Lineage: Eukaryota; Metazoa; Rotifera; Eurotatoria; Philodinida; Philodinidae
Source: the annotation of a GenBank genome assembly